CAGUGUCCAAGAAUGGAUCACCAAAACACGCGCACCGGCGAGUGCGGGCACAAGACCUGGACCAGGAUCUACUUGUUCUACCUUCACGUCGCCGUCAAACUGCGAGGCGCCGAUGCUAUCGAAGCGAGACUCCAGCGGGCGCUGCAGCAGCAGCCGAACUCUGGUGAUAUGACGCUCAGCAGCUCCGAUCGCACGCUCCUAAACAUAUUUGGUGAUUAUAUGCUCGAGCGUCUCUGCCGCCUCAACCCGACUGAUGAGUGGGCCGAUGGGUACGAGCGGUUCUUGGCCCGGCUGCCGGGCCACAUUGGCCGCCACGGAAUCGACGAGGACACGCUCAGGUUCUGCAAGUGGCUGUACUCGACUCUCGCGGACCUACAUAUAAUCGAGCAGCUGCCGGAAGGCGUACCGUAUCUUUCGCCACAGGACCUCCAGGUACUGACCAGUGAUCACCUCAUGGCUCCCUGGAGCAGCAGCAGCAGCAGCAGCAGCAGCAGCCCAGAAUCCCCCGAUGCCGCCACGGCGGCUGCCAGAAUGCCCGCGGGAGUAUCCGUCAACGCGCGUGGUUCGCUGGGCGAUGAGGAAGAAGAAGAGUACCUUACUGGGUUCACGUCAGUGGCAGACUCCUCGGCGUCGGCCAUCACUUCCCCGUUUGGCUCGUCUACAGGACUAAGCAGGCUUUCGACCCCAUCAACGCAGUCGGCUAGCCUCCGCCCAGUGGCCACGACCGCCACCACCCCUGCAAACAACACCACACGCCAGCCGGAGCACGAAUUAGGCAACGACGGGGGUCGUCGGGACCGCGGAGCGCAGCAUCAGCAGCAACACAUCGUCGCACAAGAACCCAACGGCCUUGUUCGCCCGCUCCCGCCUGUGGGCCACCGGGUCGACUUGCCCGCCUGGAACACGCGCGGCGGCGGCCGAGCGGGCGACUACCCAAACGCCCAGCGAGGCAGUCUGUCGUACAGCUUCGUCCCCUACAGCUCGAUGCCUGCAGUGGCACCGGAACUUCAUCCGCCACCAAGAGGAGCGUAUCCGCCGAGCUACUUUCGCUACGACCGGCCUCUGUCUCCGCCAUCCCUGGCCAGGUUCGACUCGGUCUUGGGCAGGAUGCUACCGGGCAGCUUUCCUGCGCCAUACUACCCAUCAAUGUCACCGACUCCACCUGCCUAUUUCACCUAGAGCCCAGUUCUUUUCAUCAGUGAUCAAUGUGAUGGUGGUGGUGUAUGAUUCGGUGCUCUGUGAUUUGUCGCUAGAGCUUGUGGAACGGUACUAAUUAUCAUCAGAGAGAGUUCCGGCACGCCAAGCAGUCGUAUUUCGGGGACUAUACUUGCUUCAGGAGCGAGUUUCAGUAUGAAUAGCUGAGUUUUUUGUUGAUGGAACAGCUAGCAGCGCCAAGCAGACAUGCAUAGAUACUAGAUUAAAUCGUGACAUGGCUCAGCCCCCGG
Molecule: messenger RNA, 1445 nt
Organism: Pyricularia oryzae 70-15
Lineage: Eukaryota; Fungi; Ascomycota; Sordariomycetes; Magnaporthales; Pyriculariaceae
Exons: 1
Coding region: 13-1179 (388 amino acids)
Source: RefSeq, a predicted model, not a curated record